CGAUGAAGCGGUUGCUUUGUACGCUGUGGAAGGAUGGCCGACAAAAGGAAACUGCAAAGUGACAUUGAAAGAAACCUCAAGAGAGUACAGGAGGGAAGAACUGCCUUCCAGGAAAUACUGGAUAAAUUUGAAAGUACCAACAAUCCAACUCAAAAAGAAAAAUUUGAAGGCGAUCUAAAAAAAGAAAUUAAAAAACUUCAAAGAUUAAGAGAUCAAAUCAAAACAUGGAUUACAGCUAGUGAAGUGAAAGAUAAGCGACCAUUAUUAGAAGCACGUAAGGAAAUCGAACAGGAUAUGGAACGAUUUAAAGUAAUUGAAAAAGAGACAAAAACUAAAGCUUAUUCCAAAGAAGGUCUAUUAUCAACUGAAGCGAAAAAAGACCCAUUACAGAAAGAAAAAGAAGAAUUAGAUGAUUGGUUAAAACAAUGUAUUAGUUCAUUAAAUACACAAACAGAAAAAUAUGAGUUUGAGAUUGAAAGCUUAUCAAAUAAUACUAAAAAGAAAAGAAUAGACAAAGAAACAGCUUCAGCAAUCGAUGAAAAACGUCAACGUUUAGAAAUGUGUUGUUUUCAUGUUGAAAAACUUGAAACCAUUAUGCGUUUAUUAGAUAAUGAACGAUUAGAUUGUACAAAGGUUAGAUCUAUUCAAGAGUCUAUUGAAUAUGUGAUCGAUUGUAGUGAUAAUCAGUCUAUGUUUGACUUUAAGAAUAUUUAUGAUGAUUUAUGUUUGGAUGAGUUAGGUGAUUCUACUGGAAUAACUGCAGCACCAGGCACUGCAACAGGAAAUCAAGAGCAUGAUUUAAAUGGUGUAAUUACCCCUGGUACUACACUGGUAAAUCAACGAGUAGGGAGUGAUGAUGCUGGCUCUUCAACUUCGACUCAUACAAGUGCAUCAAAUAAUACAGAUUCGUCUGUCACUCAUCCUGGGUCAUCAGCAUCAUCCAAUGCGUCUUCUUCCCGAGAACGUGCUAAAAGUGAUGAUAAAGUCUCCUUGUUACCACAUGUAUCCGCUUCUUCUACUAGUACACCUAUGAAAUCUUCAAAUACACCAGGUUCAUCGGGCAAACAAAAACCCGCUGCUUCAAUUAAUCAAACUGCUCCUGCUCUUAUGUCCCAAGUUGUUGCUGGCACUCCUAAUAAAUCUGGAAAGUUGAACGCAAAUAGUCAUUCAAUAUCAAACAGUAUGACAAUCGCUGCCGAGAUAGGCCCGGCCAAACCCUCUAGUACUAUAGAUUCUCAGGUCGUUGUUGACGAUCUUGCUCGAAACCAGAAGAACGAAACCACCCAAAAACAUAAUGACCGUCUCAAUACAGUUACAACAAAUCCUCAGUUACAAUCACAGAUAAAAAAUGGCCCCAGUGACGAUAGCAAUUCAUUAACACCUUUCUCCUCUGUUUCAGGAACAAAUUCAACGUCUACAGCACCUAGUCUUGCAUUUUCCGCCUCUCAUGUAAAGGAAGAUUCUUCUGUGAUCAACAGUCGAGAAGAAUUACUUGCGCCAUGUCAACCGUCAUGUGUUUCCAACUCAAUAAAUUCUUCGUCACCUAUUCCACUCCGAAGUAUAUCAUCUGAAGUUAGCAAAGCUUCAGGUGUUACUAAUGCUUACAACAAUUCGAUGCUUUCCACUUCGACAGACGAAAGUUCUGAAAACGUAAAUCGUACUCCUCCCAGUCUAUAUUCAACGGCUAUGCUAGCUGCUUCUCAGGAUAAACAAUUGUCAUCCCUACUCGCUUGCUCUCAACAUCCAUCUUUAGGACGUGCAGGUUCGAAUUCUGUUGUGGAUCCGUCACUUUCUGCAAUUUCCUUGUCCAGUAAAUUUCACUCAACAUCUGGUGUUUCAUCUUUACCACUUCCUUCAACUGUCAUAUCUACAACCAAUCCUCAAGUACAGUCCUCUUAUUUGGGACUAGACAGCCAACUAUCCUGUAUACAACCGUCUUUACAUUCUCAACAAAUAAAAAAUCAGAAUAGUCCUGUUCAUGCUCAUAUGCAUCCACGUGAUGCUGCUGCUCCCUUCCGUAACAGAAAUUUGGACAAACCCAAAGGAGCUGUACCACAAGAGCUUCUUUUACGACUUCAAGCAUUAGAAAGUGGUUAUCGUCGUUUACCACAUUCAUGUGAUACAGAGAAAUCUCGUAUGAUUAUAUGUAAAAAUCCAAUUAAUUGUCCAAAUUAUUAUCCACGUGAACCAUUAACUGGUACUGAUAAUGAAGAAUAUUAUAUGAAAUUAGAUGCACAAACAUUAUUUUUUAUAUUUUAUUAUUUUGAAGGUACUAAAGCACAAUAUUUUGCUGCUAAAGCAUUAAAACGUAUGUCAUGGAGAUUUCAUACAAAAUUUAUGAUGUGGUUUCAACGACAUGAAGAACCUAAACAAAUUACUGAUGAAUAUGAAUCUGGUUCAUAUAUUUAUUAUGAUUAUAGAACAAUGAGACAACGUAAAAAAGAAGAAUUUAUGUUUCAUUAUAGUUUUUUAGAAGAUAAAGAUUUUUAAACUAAACAACUUCUUGUUAUUGUUACUGUUGUUGUGAUUUAUCACAUAUCUCUACCCUUUGAACAACAUGAGUAACUGUACAAUUGACUUGUAUAUUGUAUAAAAAAAGGAGAGAGGGGGGAAGAAUAGGUGCUUUCACAUUUGUUUGUUUCUUUGUUUGCAUUUGUUUGCUAUUUCAUUGUGUAAUUCUCUUGUUUUCUUUUCUUUCCUUUUAUUUUUCCCUCCCCUCCUCUCCCCCUCCCUUCUCCAUUUUCCUUCAGUUAUUACAUAAAUGCAGCUAUUUACAAUCUUUUGAACUGUUGAUUCAUUCUUCUCUCUUUUGUUGUUGUUGUUAUUAUUGUGUGUAUAACAUUAUUAUUAUUAAUAUUGAUAAUUAUCAGUGAUAUUAUUAGUACCUAUAUAUAUAUAUAUAUAUAUAUAUAUAUAUAUAUAUAUAUAAUUUAUCAGUGUUUCGUCGCUCAAAAUUCUUUCUUCGUCAAGUGUAAAUCAAUCAAAUUCAUAGAAAUUAUUAGUCAAUCACAAAUCUUUAUUAUUUCCCAAUGUGUAUGUGGGUGUCUCUUUUCUAAUCUUUUGUCUUUAUCAAUGAAUUGUGUAGAAAUUGUUUUCUUUUUUGUUGUUGUUGGAUUAGUGUAAUUUCUUCGCUUCGUUUAUAGUCAGAACUUAUAUAUAUAUAUAUAUAUAUAUGUAUGUAUGUAUGUAUGUAUGUAUAUUGUAAUGUAUAUGUAAAUGUGCAUAGAAACAACUGAACUGCAUUUAAAACACAUACUCGAUAUAUAUAUAUAUAUAUAUAUA
Schistosoma intercalatum is the source of this 3282-nucleotide messenger RNA. Lineage: Eukaryota; Metazoa; Platyhelminthes; Trematoda; Strigeidida; Schistosomatidae. The record is from the annotation of a GenBank genome assembly.